This is a messenger RNA of Bradysia coprophila, 4413 nucleotides long. RefSeq lists its product as uncharacterized. NCBI's taxonomy places the organism in Eukaryota, Metazoa, Arthropoda, Insecta, Diptera, Sciaridae. The record is from RefSeq and is a predicted model, not a curated record.
AUAUGUGGUGAACAUAAACGUCAAUAAAACACAUGUCAUAACCCUAAAAGUUGUUUACAAAUUUUCCUUUCACGCCAAAGGAAGUGAAAUGAUUUAAUAUCAACGAGUCUGACACAAAUUUUAAAACAAACAUCCGUGAAAAAUGACUUCGGAAAUUGAACUGAGAAAAUGGUUACACCGUGCCGACAAAACUCACAUGGAAAACAUCCAAUUUGGCAUGAAAGUGUGGAACUCAAUCGAAUUCAACCUUCUUACGAAACACGAGAUCAUCACCGAGGAAUGCUGUAAGCUCGUUGAGAACGUAUCGGCUGAAUUGGAAACUGCGGACGACGUUGAUGCGGCUUGGAUCAUAAUUAAUGAGUUUCUCGGUUUGAAAUGUUCUCCCGGAGCCGUCGGAAGUCCGGUGAAGACGACGUUGACAAAAACAUUGAUUGCAGUGGUGAAUGGUGUGAAGUGUCGUCGAUACGUAGUCUAUAAAGGACUGAUUACGCUGCUACAAAACUCGUCAAUGCAAAGUUUUUUCAAAAGUAAUUCAAAAUCGUUUGCUAUGUUGGCAGGAGCAUCCAUCGACUAUUUAACGAAAAUGCUGGAAUCAAGUGAAGUGGAUUCUGGUUUCGAACGGAGUGAUCCGUUGGUUCGUGAAGUGGUGCAGAUAACAAAGAAUUACCUGAAACAGACACCGUUUUUGAACGAGUUUAGGAAACCAUUCGUCAAACAUUUGCUGAUUCCACUAGCCGAACUAUUCAUCAGCUUAAGAAACGAUGGUACAAUUGACGAAACCGACUUCUUCAGCAUUUUACAUGAAAUUUAUUUUGCCGACAAUGAGAAAGAGAAUCCCUUCAAUCAGUUGCUGCUUCAACCGGAAAACAAAGAAUUUGCGUUUCUAUUGAACGUUCCCGUUCAUGUGUUUAUGUUGAUCGUCGAAGGUAUUUUCCAACCACUUAAAGUUGAAACAUCUACACAAGGCCUCUUCAUACAGUUUCUGUUCAACGUUUACUUCAAGCUAUCAAACGAAAAGUUUGCCAACGAACAGCAAAUGUUAUUAGUGGUAUCACUCUUCUUGGCGGCGCUGAAACGUUAUGAUGUCCCGUUAAAUUUCGACAUUGCCGGAGUAAAGGCCACAGAGUACAUUGGGAAAAAUAUCGAGAGCUUUAACAUAACCGAAUCGAAUCUGUACGAGAUCGUGUCGGUGCUGUGUGCGUCGAUCGAACUGAAUCCCAUGAUGUUGGAGCACUCGAUCAUUCCGCUGGUGGUGAGAUGUAUGCUGCAUCGAAAAGACGAUAGGACCGCGAUGAUAUUCGAGAGAUUUUUGAUUUUGGUGAUUGACAUGUAUCGCCGACUGAGUCGCUCGGAAAAGUUUAUUUCCAAUUUAAUGCGAACAAUGUGGCAGAAGUUGUCCGAAAUUAAAUUGUCGAAAAAGUUGAAAAGAAAACUUGGGACCGUUGAUGUUAAUGCCAGCGUUGUAGAAUCACCAAAACGACUAAGAUUGGAAUCCGUUGGAAACGAAGACGUAACGAUAAUCAACGGCAACUUAAGCGACGAAGAGAAUCGAAUCCACAAAUUUUUGCUUCUUCUGACGGAGCAUUUAGUUCCGAUAGACGCUAGAGCUGGAAAUUCGAAGAAUACCAACGAAGACACUUUCCAGUGGAAAAAUAUCCAAUUCGCUUGGCCGAACAGAGUGGGUGAAUCAUUUUCGAAAUUCAUUUCUGGCUUAGUAUCGAAACCUUCCCUGGUAGUGUGGAAAACAUUAAUUUUCUCCUUGAACGAUUAUGUGAAUCUUAUAAAAGACGGCGAUUUGAGUGAAAAUUCAUUAUUUUUGAUCGACUGGACGAGUGCGUUGUUGUGUCAGUAUUUCCAUGGUUGUCGCUUAGCCGAACAAUCCGAUAAAACGUGGGAGAUGAUUGAUAAUAAUCGCAAACUACAACACAAUUUACUGAAAGAUUUCGGCAGCGCCAUUUUAAGCCAGGAGCAUAACAUCCGCACAAUGAAUGCUUUUCUAACAUUGUGCUUCGCAUCCGGCAACUUCGAUUUAUUGAGAUGGUUCUACUGUCCCGAUUCGAUAACUUCAGACCAGAUUGAACGUUCCAUCGCCGAUAAUACGAAUAAUUUCGUUCAUUCGUAUCUCCAGCCGACGGAAUGGGUUUUGAUUGAGCAAAGAAUUUCCAAUUUCGGCAAGCACGAAUGUCGCUCCAAUUUGAAUCGCUUGUACAUGCAGAAAAUCAAAUCCAAAUUGGUAAUCAAACGGAGCGAAACAGUCAAUCAUCAGUCGAAUGAAACUAUGGACGUAGCCAAUCAUCUGUUACCGUCAACGCUGAGCGGCAAUGACGACCUCAGUGAAUUGAAUGACAUCUUAUUGGAUGAAACAACUAACCAGUGGUUUAUCGAGCAGCUAACGCGUUCGCAGAAGAUACAGGUAGCACGAAAUGUUGUUGAACUUGAUUGUGACACGACGGGAAAUUGUCAGCUGAUUAAAGUACUUGUUAAUAAUGUGGCAGACCAAGAGUUCUUCGACUUUCUAGCAGUUGCAAUUUUUGAGAAAAUUAGUCUUCAAGCCGUUGACAACAUGUUCAUCCUAAAGCGGGUUAAUUUUGAGGAUGUGUUUGCUGGUAACGAUUCGUUCUGUAAAGAAUUGUUCCGAGGGAUGAAAAACAACAGCACCACCGCACUCAAUUUGGAGGAACAAUCAAUGUUGCAAAGAGCAUGUAGAUUACUGGACAUCCUUCCUCUCGGCUUCGUUAGUCUAACUGUGAAGAACAUUUUGCUACAUUUGAGUCUGGGUCUAUUGCAGUGUAGUGACAAGGAGAAUGUUCACAUCUGGUGCAAAUACCUUAAGAAAAUUUUACUUCUUGGAGAUGCGCCAGACGUCUUUCGCUACUUGAAAGUGAAACAAUUGCCCCGCAUUUUCGACAAUUGUGAAAGUGAUCUGGAAGUGAUGUACAAACUGUUUUUCGAGAGAAAACUGAACGAAAUGUCACCAACAACGACGAAAAUGUUGAGCGAUUUGCUGCAGUUAGUUCAGGCUGAGACCUUUGAAAAUGUAACCGGAUGCACUUACAUGGACAUUGGAGUGCGGCUAUUGGAAUUUUUCAAUAAGAACAAAAAGUGUAAAGAAUUGGGUACGCAGUACCGAGAUGUCAUCUUGGUAAAAAUUCGAGAAUUUUUCGAUCAUCAAUCGCAUUCAAAAGAAGAUGAACAAACGUUUGUGCGGAAAACUGCUUCAGGUUUUGUCCAUAUCAUUUCAACAUUGAACGACUUCGACGAUCAACUGAAAAAGGUCGUCAACAUUUACGUUGAAAAUAUGCAAAAUUGUUAUGACUCCCAUUCGAUUAAGCUGCUUAACAUCAUCGUUAGCAAUAAAGCCAGUUUCGGUUAUACGGAUAGCGACAUCACAAACAUAAUUGACAAAUUCUGGAAUGAGUUGAUCAGUGAUUUAGGCGACGUCAAGGAUCCUAAUGUUUAUCAGGCUUUUGUGAAGUUCGUUUUCAAUCUGAAAAGCUCCGAGGAACUCAUCGUCAUGCUAACAGCAUUGAAUUCGAUAAACGCCGCUGACGAAGACGCUUUAAGAAGAUUCGAAAUAUUUGAGAAACUGUUCCGACUGAUAUUCAAAUGUCAAUUGAAUAAGGCCAAGGGAGGUAUUUUCAGUGAAUUCUUCCGACAAGUUUCAUUCCAAAUCAUCAUCAAGCUUCGAAACUUCGAUGCACCCACGCAGCGUAUUGUUAGACAGAAACUUUUGGACUGUCAAAAACAUCUUUGCAUCAACAUUCAGAUACCCGUAACAUUCGAUCUAAUCGACGACAUAAUUGGCUUCAUGUCUGAGACAAUCAAGCAGCAGCAAAUCAAAACGAUCACGGACGUGUGCAUUUUAAAGGAAACCCACACACGAAUCAGCGAUUUAUGUUAUGGCCUCAUUCAACAUCGACAUUAUUUCCUCAUCGAUCGAAUACCUCAAUUUGUGGUCAUUCUGAAAGAUCUGCUGCAAUCUGUGUGCUGGUUUAAAUGUAAUCGCGUUCGUGGUAAACAUUUGGACGAUGACGAAGUUACCGCAUUGGCCGAACUUUCACACAAAAUGGAAAACAUAAUAAAGGCAUUCGUCAAACAUGCUAAGGAAGUUAAAAGGAUUGCGCCGUAUUUCCUGUUGUUCAUCAUAAAUUUGAUGAUUUCCAAAGAGAACGUUUCUACAAUGUACUCGAAGGUAAAAACGCAUUUCGAUUACAUUUGCUACGACUUGAUUUCGGUAUGCGAUCAUCGGGUCGAAGGCUUUAUCAUGCGAAACUGUAACGAAGCGUCGAAACAACAAUAUGAAACAAUGGUGAAAGAGUACCGAAAAUAUCACAAAUUCAAGGGAAAGGUUUAAACCAUUUUUUAUUGUAAUUGCUUGGAUAUUGAAAAUAAAUUGAAUUUGAAAUUGUUGGA